GCCACUUUUCCACACGAUACAGACUGGAGCACUUUUCCUUUUACAUUUUCUCAUUUGAAUAUAAUGUGAUAUUUUAAUGGUUCAACAAUAAUACAGACAUGGCGAAGAUUGAGAUUCUGUUUUUCAUUGUCUUUGCCGCUCUUGUGUGCGCAAGCGAGUCGGAAGAAGGUGAUCAAAAGAAGAGAGGAGCAGGAAAACCCACCAGCCUAAACGCUAUCCCUACCGGGGCGCAGAAACCAGAGUACACCUAUAACAUCUACUCCAGUCAACCCUCGCAGGGCCAGUCAACCACGUACCAGUCACAAGUACCAAACUCCUUCUACCCGAGCCAGAGUUCCCAAUACUACUCCCCAAAUACUCAAACAGAACAAUCGCCGUAUCAACAACCGCAGAAUUAUCUGAUACCACCGACGACAUCGUCACAAUUCGUCCCACUAAACUUCAUACCGAACCCUGGUUACCAAACGAAAUAUCAGCUAGUGCCGUCAAAGACAGCCAAUGGUAACCUUCAGUUAAUCCUUCAACAGCCUCAAGGCUACCAGCAGCAAGUGCUGCAAUAUCCCCAAACAUUAUUAUCUCCAAGUCCAGGUCAGUUCCAACACCAGGGUCUCUUAAACCACAUCCCUCAAGGCCAUUACAAUGUAGCCCCGAACUACCAACCUCUGCAGCUCGGGAACUCUUACUUCGGGCAACCUUCUAUGCUGUUGUUAGCUCAACCCAACCCAUACAACAAUCUUGUUUACCCUAACAAUGGCCAGGGGCUUUAUAAUUACUACCCGAAUUCUCAAACUAAAUAUGCGUCAUCGUACCCAUCGUCUUACUCAUCAUCUCCGCAGACAUCAGAGUACGAAAAAUCACAGCCACCUGCCCAGCAGAGCAUAGCUAAAGAAGACAAUGAGAUCGGAAUACACAACAACGAGUACUCCUCCCCGAGUGAUACUAGUUACAAGAACGCAUACGCGACUAGUCGCAGCUCCUCGUACUCCAAACUAUAGGAACGUCACUACUUAGCCAUAAUGUCACAUUCAUAGAAUAGUGUUGCCAUUGUACGUCAUUAAACUUAUUUAUUACAAGACUGUCCAUUAGUGUAAGUGGUUAUUGUUGAUGUUUAUUGUUGUUAAUAAAUUAUGCAUGGGUUGAAA
Messenger RNA from Ostrinia furnacalis (Asian corn borer), 1142 nucleotides. Its product is annotated as altered inheritance of mitochondria protein 3. The record is from RefSeq and is a predicted model, not a curated record. NCBI's taxonomy places the organism in Eukaryota, Metazoa, Arthropoda, Insecta, Lepidoptera, Crambidae. The transcript is spliced from 2 exons. The coding region runs from base 99 to 995 and encodes 298 amino acids.